Molecule: messenger RNA, 978 nt
Organism: Botrytis deweyae
Lineage: Eukaryota; Fungi; Ascomycota; Leotiomycetes; Helotiales; Sclerotiniaceae
Exons: 1
Coding region: 1-978 (325 amino acids)
Cellular component (GO): nucleus
Molecular function (GO): nucleic acid binding
Source: RefSeq, a predicted model, not a curated record
AUGACUUCGCAUCUCAAAGAUUUAAACAUUCUUCAAACAGGAAGCUGCAAAAGUUCAGAAGCUCAUUGCCAGUCAUGCUGGGAAGAUAAAGUCAUCCACACACUUCAACAGAAUUUUGGGUUUCCUUCUAAAGUGGCAUCACAACCACCACAAUGCAGUUGCGAAUUCUUUCGAGCUGGUAGCCCCGAUGCUUCUAGAGACUGCAUAAUCGUAUCCAUGGACCUCGAGAUAAGUAAAGAGCAAACCCAACUCAACGAAAUCGGCAUCUGUACGCUAGAUACCAGAGACCUUCAAAAUUUUAAGCAAAAACCGACGCCUGACACGAAUAAACUCCUAUCGACAUACAGCUUUGGACUCCAUCAUUACAAAACAAUCAGCAAAAGAUUCCGAUAUGGCGAGGCAGAAUACAUGGAAGAACAUAAAGUCAAGGAUUUGCUUCAUCGGGUCUUACGAACUGGAAGCCCUUUCCCUCAGUCAACGGAGACCCGUCAAGUGAUCCUGAUAGCCAAUGGGAUUUUCCAUGAUUUGUUCAAUUUGAGAAAGAUGGGAUUGAUGCCGGAUCUCAGUGAGUUCCCAAACAUCAUGGUAGUUGAUACAUGCGAUCUUUUUAGGCGUCUUGUCAAGGAAGAGAUGAGAGCACGUCUCUGGGUGAUUCUAAAAUUCUUCCACAUCCCAUAUUGUUAUGAUUCUCUUCAUCAUGGUGGCAAUGACGCAAACUUGACUCUAAAAGCUCUCAUCAUGCUCACUAUAGAGAGCUGCAAGAACUUUAGUUGGAGUCCGGAGCAAAACCAGAACAGGGUAUUGUUGUUGCUCGUUGCUCGUGAGGCAGCGCCCCUUGCCGAAUGGCAGCUGCGAAAAACGACGAAGGAAGCAACGAUCGCCAAAAAGAAAGCGUUCCGAGAAAUGAGGUUCAAUCUAUGGGCGGAUAAUGGCGAUAAAGACGAUGCCUGUUUUGGAUUCCUCCUUGAACUCCAGUAA